CUGUUUACGGUGAUUAUAUCUUAACAAAUAAUUAACAAUAAAUUCGUAGUGAAAAUUAGUGUCCAUGCAAAUAAAGUUAAUAGAAUUCAAUAAAUUAAAUUGGUUCUUUCCGCGAAUGCGCUGCCAAGCCAGGGAUGCAAUACAUCGGCAACGACACAAUCGACCAACAACUUGCAACCUUGCUUUGCUCGUUAUCGCUACAGGGGAAAAAUAAAAUUAGUAACAAAAGCAAAAUUAUAUUUGGCUGAAAAGUUACUUUUGCUGAGUGCCGUGGUAUAUUUAAUUGCUUGUUUUGCGGCCAGCGUACGCCUUGUGCCUGUAUCAGGACCAGGGACAAGAAUAGCAUCGAAGUAGGAUCAGGACCAGGACACAAGACAGCAAGACCCAAGAGAGAGCAGCAGCAGCAGUAAAACCGAAACGAAACCCAAAAUCAAGUUUCGUGCAUUUCAUCGUUCGUCGACUUCUUCUUCUUCCUCUUCUUCUGGUGCUGGGCAAUUGGCUUGCUCCCCAAAUCUAUUAUGAACAACAAUAGUAAGCGGAAAACUCGACCUAGUGGCGGAGGUGGUGGUGGUGGUGCCAGCGGCGGCAUCUCAAGAUACAACUCCAACGAUAACAGUUUGAGGACAGCAAAUAAUAAGGCAGGCAGCGGAGGAGCCACAUCAAUUUCAACGUCUGGAGGAGGCGGAGGAGGGGCACGUCCGCUGGCGCAAGGCGUUUACAAUAAUACGUAUUUCAUGCACUCGGCCACAGCAUUGGUGGGCAGCGUUGUGGAGGUGCGCCUGCGAUCGGGAAAUAUCUACGAGGGCGUGUUUCGCACAUUCUCGGGCAAUUUUGACAUCGCACUGGAGCUACCGGCGUGCAUUAAGUCCAAGAAUUUGCCGGAUGAGGGCAAAGUGCCGAAACACAUUAUAUUCCCGGCCGACACUGUUGUGAACAUUGUGGCCAAGGACUUUGAUUCGCAGUUCGCCACAUCGGCUGGCUUUCAGACUGAUGGCGCCAUAUCGGACAAGUGCAAUGGUGCGCGUCUGGAUGAAAAAGAAUUGGAGCCAUGGGAUUCGGGUGCCAAUGGCGAUAUUGACAUAGAGCUAGAUGGCGCAGCCAAUGGUUGGGAUGCAAAUGAGAUGUUCCGCAAGAACGAGAAUCAGUUCGGUGUGACAUCCACAUUUGACGAUUCCCUGUCAUCAUAUACAGUGCCUUUGGAUAAGGGCGACUCACUGGAGUUCAAGGAGGCUGAGGCCAAAGCCGAAAAAUUGGCAGCAGAGAUUGAAAACAAUCCCGUUUGUCGCGAGCGUCUGGACUUGGAGAAUGGCGAUGAGGAGGCGCUAUUUGCGGCAGUUGAACGUCCAGGAGCGCACGAGCAGCAAGAUCAGCAACAGCAGCAGCAUCAUCAGCAACAGCCGCAUCAGAGGUCGGCUGAACGGGAUCGGGAGCGCAACGAUCGCGAAAGAGAACGUGAGGAGAGGGAACGCGAACGUGAUCGUGAUCGUGACCGUGGCAACAAUAAGCCGCGCGGCGGAACCGAUUACCAACUGAGAGAGACCAUGAGCAGUGAUCGUUAUAUUACGAAGCAGACGCGCAGCAUCACCGGACCGCCGCCCUCACACGUGGGCAGUGGCGGACGGGACCGGGACAACAGUAUGAUGAUGCAGCAAGGUGGCAUGGGCGGACCUGGCCAAGGCGGUGCAACGCAGUCUACUGCGGCUCUCAUACUGGCCGGCGGUUUGAAGAGCACUGCACCGCCCUCAUCAAGCAAUGUGGCCACGGACACAAGCGGCAAAUAUGGAGGCGGUGGUCCAAUGGUGAAACGUAAAACUGUGCCGCAAGGCGGCAAACUUAUGCGCGGUAAUCCACCCAGCAGUGGCGGAAGCGGCGGCGGCGGUGGUGGCAAUGGCAACAAUGCCUCCGUAUCCCAAGGUGGCAGCAGCAAUUCUGGUGGCCAUGGCAAGGGUGGCUAUCAGCCGUCCAUAAGCAUGCAGAAUCAAUAUUCGUAUCAGGGCAAUUCGCAGAUCAUGCACGGCAGCUCUUCACAAUAUCGUAACCAAUCUCACAUGGGCGGUGGCAACAGUGGCUCCAAAGUGAAUGGCGAUGCGAACUCCAAUGCGGGCAAGGCACUUCCGCCCCGGCAAUUGAGGCAGUAUCAGGGUUCACAGAGUAAUUCAUCGCUUAACUAUAGCGGGGAAUCUCAGCCGAUGGGUAAAUCCAUGCAUGGUACCCAGACUGGUCACUCUGGCCAAAAUAGCAACUCGCCGCCACUUCAGACAGGCGGACAACAACAACAGCAGCAGCAACAACAACAGCAGCAACAACAGCAGCAGCAACAACAACAACAACAGCAGCAGCAGCAACAACAACAACAGACGCAUCAGCACCAAGGCAACAUGCAGCCACAAAGCCAACAGCCGCAGCCACAGCGGCCACAACGUUCACGGGAUAAUCAGUUGCAGGAUCUAAGACAAUUUGGUCAGGACUUCCAAUUGGCGCCUAGCAACACUCCGCCGCAACAGCAGCAGCAGCAGCAGCAACCCCAAGUACAGCAGCAGCCAUCACAGCCUUUGCAGCAACAGCAGCAACAACAACAGCAGCAGCAGCAACAACAACGUUCUCUCCAGCAAUCAGCCUCGCCGCCGCAACAGCAACAGCAGCAAGGCCAGCAACAGCAGCCGCAACAGCAGCCGCCGCAGCAGCAACAUGUGGCCAUGCAACAUCAUGUGCCACCGCCUCAUAUACAGCAUCAGGCCCCCUUAUCACAGCCACACUAUGUGCCUCAACAGCCACCACAACAACAGCCGCCGCCUCAACAGCAACAACAGCAGCAGCAGCAACAGCAACAACAUGUACCGCCACAUCUGCAGCAAAAGCCUCAACAGCAGUUGGUACAAGAACCGCCGCAUCAGCCACAGCCCAUGUAUCAUGCCAUGCCGCCUCCUCAAACAUCGCCGGUGGUCAUUGCGUCGCCAGUGUUGCUAGAGCAACCACCGCCUCCAUUGCAGCAGGCUCCUCCACCGCUGCAACAGCCGCCACAGUUGGCUACUCCCAAGCCAGAGGUCUCGCCGGCUCCAAAUAACAGCAGCAAUACGACACCAACUGGCAUAGCCAGUACACCGACAACUGCCCCUGCGGCGGCAACGAGUGUUGUUGGUUCCGACAAAUCCACGGCAACGGGAACAGCUGGGAACGGCAGUGGCACCACUAGUACCAGCACCGUUGCCAGCGGAAGCACGCCAGUGGUUAAGAAACCACAUGUGCUUAAUCCAUCGGCCAAGCCGUUCACACCGCGUGGCCCCAGCACGCCUAAUCCUUCGCGGCCGCACACACCACAGACGCCAGUGCCCAUGCCGGGCAUAUACGCUACAGGCACCCACGUCCCGGCAGCGGCCAAUCAGCCAGUCUACGUGUUGCAGCAGCCGCAUCCAUUCCAGCCACCCACACACCCACAGGCCGGACAGCAGCAGCGUCUACGACGCAAUAACUUUGGUCCCAUGGCAACAUCGCAGAUGCAUGUAGCAGCCUCAGCGGCCACAGGUCAACCACUGCUGGCCACGGCACCCAUACAACAGUUCAUACCGUAUCAGCAUGCGCCGCAUCCACAGCAUUUCCAAUCACAGGCAUUUGCCCCGAUGCAAAUGCGUUUGUACCAGGAUCAGCCACAGCAGCUGCAGUUCAUAGCGCAGACACCGCCCUCGACAACACCGUCGCCGGGACAGCCGCAUCAGACUUUCCAUCCGCCACCACAGCCCUCCCCUGCCGGCGGGGGACCGCAGCCCGCAUUCACGCCUCCCACACAACCGGCGCAGCCUACAUAUCAGCUGAUGUGCGUGCAUCCUUCUCAGAUCAUACAAAAUCCAUAUUUCCCGCAGCCGCAGCCACAGCAUCCGCCGCCAAAUCCACAGUUUCAAAUUGUAAUGCAGCAGCAGAUGCCGCAGUAAAAUGCCACACGGCUUUUGGCGACGAAUGACACAACGAUUGGGUUGGGUUUGGUCUUUGGGCCAUAUAUUGCCCGCCUGAGUUAUUGUCGUCGUCGUCGUCAUCAUCAUAGUCGUCGUGGAAAUGUGGGAGCUAUAUGCGCAGCAUUCAUUAAGCAACACACUCACACACACACACAGAGCACUUACAUACACACACACACGCCUAUAUACAUUAUUGCCAGCAACAACCACAUAGUAAACAUCAUAUGCCACAUCCGCAACAAACUUGUGUGAACGCGCGGCUUUUGUUGUCGCUCCAAGCGAUAUUUUUCCUUUUUUUCAUAAAAAAACACACACACAAAUACACUAUUGCACCACACCCACACCUAUACACACGCAUACGCAUACAUAUAAUCAUGUCACCUUCCCCCACAUCCCCUUACAGACCAGCAACACCAACAACAACAACAAACAACUAGGAAAUUAUAAAAAUACGUUUAAAAUCAAAGGGAAACUAGUGAAUUUUUUCAAAUUUCAAGACUUCUAACAGCGCACGGAAGCCAAAAACAAAAAAAAAAAACAACAACAAGAAUAACACCAACAACAACAACAACAAAAUGAAUAAUAAUCAGCAAUCACGAACCGAAGAAUCGUCUUAAAGAAAAUGCUAAAAGCAAACGUCUUAUUGAAAAUCAGAGUAAAAUGCAAUAUUAUAUAAUGAGCGUCAGUCUGAACCAAAAAUCAAAAUACAAUUGAUUAUACAAUUGAUUAGGCGCGUUGCAUGAUAAAAUAAAGAACAUUUUCAAAAAAGAAAAAAACAACAAAACAAAAAUCAAAAAAUAAUAUUUUUUUUGUGGAAUUGAUAAAGUCAAAUUAAGUCGAUAUUAUAAAGUUUUUGUAAAUUUGUUCAAAACAUUAUACAAUUUUUUCAAUUGACAUCAGUGCUAUUGAUAUAUAAUUCUAAUCUAAUACGAUUUGGCGUGCAUGCAACAUAUUACUCAAUCUUAAACUCUAUCCCCAACCCACCCACUACACACACAAACACACACACACUCUCGUACAGAGAAAUCCGCAGCCCCACACAAAAACACAACACCCACCCCUACUUCCCAUACACACACACACACACACACAAUACACAUAGAAAAAGAAUGAAAAUAUGAAGUGAAACGACAGGCAGACACUAAAAACCCAGAGUCAUCAUUCCAAGUUCAUUUUUUCCCCACAAGGCCUUUACAAAGGAUUCGCAACUGAUGAAGAUUUAAUUAAGAGAUCUCUGUAAAAAACGAAAACACAAAUUAGAACCUUUGUUUGCUUUGCGGAAAUGCGAAAAUCGAAUGUGAAACGAAAAGAAAAUCGUAAAAAACUGAUUAAUUUGAUUUGAAAUUCAAUUUUGUUUUCACCGCUCCUUCUCCAACUUUUCCACAUAAUAUCCUUCUAUUUUCCUUCCUUUUCCCCCCCAAUUCCUAAACUAUUCGCAAUUAAUAUACAAUUUUCUAAAAGCAA
Molecule: messenger RNA, 5411 nt
Organism: Drosophila willistoni
Lineage: Eukaryota; Metazoa; Arthropoda; Insecta; Diptera; Drosophilidae
Product: ataxin-2 homolog
Exons: 6
Coding region: 519-3926 (1135 amino acids)
Biological process (GO): cytoplasmic stress granule assembly
Cellular component (GO): cytoplasmic stress granule
Molecular function (GO): RNA binding
Source: RefSeq, a predicted model, not a curated record